This is a messenger RNA of Pangasianodon hypophthalmus (striped catfish), 3463 nucleotides long. Its product is annotated as sortilin. The coding region runs from base 124 to 2631 and encodes 835 amino acids. Gene Ontology annotation, biological process: endocytosis; vesicle organization; Golgi to endosome transport. Gene Ontology annotation, cellular component: Golgi apparatus; membrane. The transcript is spliced from 21 exons. Lineage: Eukaryota; Metazoa; Chordata; Actinopteri; Siluriformes; Pangasiidae. Gene Ontology annotation, molecular function: protein binding. The record is from RefSeq and is a predicted model, not a curated record.
AGUCAAUAGAAUGUGCUGAUGUGCUGCUUGUGUGCUGGUGCCCUGCUGUGGGUCAUGCUUACUCCGUUCACUUCACCUCCUCCCCUGAUCAUGUCAGUGUGAGAGUGCUCUCACACACCGCUCAUGUUCCUGCCACUGGACGUAACAGCACUUUGCGCUGUCUGUUUGGAUGAAAGAGUGAUGAUCUGGAGACUGACUGCUCUAGCUCUGGCAUGUUCACUGCUGCUUGUAGACGCAGGUGUACUGUAUGGAAAGCGUGAUCGGAGAACACUGACUUUCUCCAGGUCAGUUUCAGAUGAACAGGACGGAAAUGUUCGUACAAAACGGGCGGCAUGGUCGCUCAACUCCAACUUCGUAGAAUGUGCAAGUCCUCUGAGUCCCAAAGUGCACGCAGUCCUGGAGAGCAACACGUACGAGACAGUCUUUCACGGAGAUGACGGCUCUAGUUUUAUUCUAGCAUGGGUCGGCGAUGGAACUGGCGUUAUUCUGAUUUUGUCCACAGUUACUGCUCCACUGGACUCCUUCUAUGAGCGUGGCUCCAUUCGCCUGUACAGGAGUGAAGAUUAUGGAAAAUCCUUUCAUGACAUCUCAUAUACCAUCAACAGUUCCUUCAUAAGAAAGGACUUUGGGAUAUCUGUAGGCCCGGGGAAUUCACAGAAGGUGAUUCUGACAGCUGAGCUGCCCAUUGCCAAUGUCCCAGGAGGAGUUAUAUUCACCUCCACAGACUCAGGAAAGACGUUCAGAUCAGUACAGCUGCCGUUCCACCCAGCUCAGCCCAUUUCCUUCCAUCACCACAACGCAGACUGCCUGCUGGUCAUCAGCACAGAGGGCUGUCUAUAUCUCUCGCAGAACUUCGGGAGCAGCUGGUCUAAAAUCCACGAUGGAGUUUACUCUUUUACAUGGGGAUCCGGCAUCACUCUUUUUUUCAGUUACAGCCCUAAAGGCACAGUGGAGGCAGACAGGCGAGGAGAUCUUUAUCUGAGACGCACCCAGGACUUGGGCAGAACCUUCACUACCAUUGCUCAGAAUAUCUUCUCCUUUGGCUACAUUGGAGGCUUCCUCUUCACCUCUGUCAUGGAGAAACCGGGUUCUCCUCGGGUUAUUUAUGUGUCUUUAGACCACGGUGAUCACUUCACCAAAGCGUUGCUCCCAUCAGCCUCCUCAGAGCAGUUCUACUCCGUUUUGGAUGGCGAUGAAGAUAUGAUCUUUAUGCAUGUGGAUAGCCCUGGAGAUGAGACGUAUUUUGGGACGGUGUAUACGUCUGAUGACCGUGGCAUCCUGUACUCCAAGUCUCUUGAACGCCAUCUGUUUGGUAGCCAAAGGAAGAGUGACUUUACCAAUGUGACCUCGCUGCGAGGAGUAUAUCUUACCAACGUCUUUGAGGAGGAUGGACGAAUUUGCACAGUCAUCACAUUCAAUAACGGUGGAAAAUGGCGGCCGGUAAAAAAGCCAAAAAACGUGGAAUGUGAAGGAAGCGUUAAAAGGUGUAACUUGCACAUCCAUGGCGAGCACAGCCACUACAGCGGCAUUUCUCCCAUGCUGCCUCUGUCCGAUCCUUCUGCUGUUGGCUUGAUCAUCGCUCAUGGCAGUGUCGGGGACUCCAUUUCAGCAUCCAAGCCGGAUGUGUUCGUGUCCUCGGAUGGAGGGUACAACUGGAUAUGCGCUCUGAGGGGACCUCACCACUACAGCAUACUGGACUCAGGAGGCCUGAUUGUGGCUGUGGAGGUUCGCAGAGAUCGACAGGUUAAUGCCAUAAAGUUCUCCACAGAUGAGGGUCAGUGUUGGAAGACUUAUAAUUUCACAGAGCAUCCCAUCUUCUUUGCUGGCCUUACAUCUGAGCCCGGUACUAAGACUCUGAACAUCAGCGUGUUUGGUUACCGGCCUGAUGAUGAUGAUCAGCCCCUGUGGGUUGCCGUGACUAUAGACUUUGAGCAGCUUCUGACUAGAGAAUGUGGUGAGCAGGACUAUAUGAAGUGGUUGGCUCAUUCUGAUGAGGGAGAACCAGGUUCAGAGACAAACGGAUGUGUCUUAGGCUACAAGGAAACGUUUCAAAGGCUGAGGAAGACGUCAGUGUGCAGAAAGGGGCGUAACUAUGUGGUCAGUAAGCAGCAGAAGCCAUGUCCCUGCUCCAGAGAAGAUUACAUGUGUGAUUAUGGUUAUUACCGCCAUGAAAACAGCUCUGAAUGUGUGAAACAGCCUGAGUUCACAAACGAAACACUGGAGCUCUGUUUCAACGGGGAGUUAGAGGAGCUCCAGACAACAGGGUAUCGAAAGAUCCCCAGUGAUAAAUGUGAGGGUGGCUUUAGCCCCCCACGUCAAAUGAAUGCUGCCAAAAUGCAUUGUGGGAACUCCAGCCAGCCUGCCCCUACGACCCAUCAGCCUAGUAGAGUAAAGGAGGUGUGGCUGCUGACUGUGAUAAGUGUCAGUGUGGGGACUGUGGCUCUGGCUAUCGUUACUGCAGUUACCAUAACAGUCCGGAGGGUGAACUACAGGCAAAGGUUGACACCAUACCAAUUCUCAGCUCUGCAGCUGCAUGAGGAUGAACUGUGUGUUGCCUCUGAGAGCACUCCAAGCAGUAACCAAGCCAGCUACCAAGAAGAUUCAGAUGAUUGCUGUCUGACUGCUCACUGAUGGCGAUUCCAGGAGGAAUUCAUCUCUACCUAAAGCGACUGGUGCAGCAGCUCUUUCAUCCUUUAGUCUGUGCAGCUCUUCCACCUCCUCUUCUGUACACUCCGCUCGAACACGACCGAGUCCACAUCUUCAGCCUUCACAGCACCACUGCACUUGUUCUCUAGCCGAGACGAGGCUUUGCUGUAACUUGUGUCUAAUAGCAGCACUGAAUUCUGUCUGGAACUUUGAGAUUUUUGGACAUUUUUCCUGUCUCCACUACAUCUGUGUUGGAUUUCUCAUUAAUAUGACAGUGAAUGUCUCUGACUGUUAUCAGUUAUAUCUGAGAUUGUUGAAAUGUCUUCACACCAGAAUCACUACGCAUAUCACAAUUAUUUCAAUAAUAACAUGCUUAAUGUGUCUAAGGGUGGACUUUUCCUUUAAGAGUGUAAAUGCAGACAACGAAGCUUUAACAAAUUACAAAGUAAACUUGCAGAAAUGUUGUGUGUGAACAAUCAGUAUUUUAUUCUUAAUACAUUUACACACUUUUUUUUUUUUUCCUGCAGAUGAGAUACAACCCAUAGAGUAAAGCUUUAACGUAACAAAGUGGGAAACCUCAAGGGCUCUGAAUACUUUCUGAAAGCACUGUAGUCUAAAGUGAGAGUGUAGUAUCAGGUCAUGUGUUUAAGAUCAUGGCUCGUUACAUUAUAAACACGGGUUCCUAACCCUGGAGUAUCCUCUGUCCUGUACAUGUUAGUGUUUUCCCCGCUCUCAGCACACCUGAUUUAACUAAUCAGCAAAUUAACAGCCGCUCCUGAGUUGAAGUGUGUGACGCAGGGGAAGCAUUAAAAUGUGC